This is a messenger RNA of Sphenostylis stenocarpa, 2145 nucleotides long. Lineage: Eukaryota; Viridiplantae; Streptophyta; Magnoliopsida; Fabales; Fabaceae. The record is from the annotation of a GenBank genome assembly.
AUGCAUUGGUUGGGUCCUGACGUACCCGUGUUCGACCCCAAUUUCAGUUACAAUCACAAUCCCUACUCCUACGACGAUGACCUCUUUCAAAACGACGUGGCUCUGCCCUAUCUCAACGAUGCCGUUUUGGCCCAUCACCACGACGGAACCUCCCCUCUUCCCUUGGGCAUGGAUUGGAGCCCUCCGCCGCGCGAAUGGGCGGGUCGCAACACUGUUUGGCCACGUCAUCCUCCCACCGGUUGGAGCUUCUGCGUCACGCUUCCUUCGUGGGUUACUGUUCCCCAAUCGCUACCCUCUGAUCCCGUUGUGUUUUUUAGGGUUCAAGUUGCUAUACAAUCCCCCGAAGCAAUCACCACCACUCGAUUAAUAUUACGUAGAUUUAGUGACUUCGUCAACCUCUUUUCAGAACUGAAGAAAGAAUUUGCCAUGAAAAAUCUGCCUCCACCUCCACCUAAAAAGAUGCUCAGAAUUAAAAGCCAGACACUUUUGGAAGAGCGACGGUGCUUGUUAGCAGAUUGGAUCGAGAAGGUGUUAUCAGACAUUGAUGUAUCAAGAAGUGCCCCGGUGGCAAUAUUUCUUGAGCUAGAAGCUGCUGCUAGAUCAUCCUUCCAUGAUGUUAACGAGCAUCCGGAUGAAACCUCUGCUAAUAGUACUACACCUGCAGAAGUGUUUCAGGAUAACUCGCCUGGUUAUGUAAUAGCUCAUGGUGCAUCUGCUGCAUCUGUUUCUGGUAAUGAUGCAUUUUCUGAGCUGGGAGCAUCACAGCAUGGGAAGGAUAAGUAUUCUGAUCAAAUUAUGGAUAAUUCAACAUCAGAGCAUGGCUUAAUUAAUCAAAUUGAAGCAGCUAUUGAUCAUGCCAUAUCUGGCGAAGACUUAGUUAACAAGGAUAAUAGUACAGGCAAAGAUGCUAUAACUCUCAACCUAGAUGGAUCUGAGUUUACACCCUCUGUAAGAGAUUAUAACUUAAAUGCUCAGGCUAAGAGGCCCUCAAUAGAAAGCAUUGGAAGUGACAUAAAUUCUUUAAAGAAUACGGAAACCACCACGACCACUUUGGUUCAGGAUGUUGCACUCGACCUUGCUGGGACCCAGGAAGCCUCCAGAAACUCGGAUUUAUUGUUGACUUUUCCAUUGGAUGAGCGACACAAGUUAAACAAAAUUCUCAAUACUCAGAAACAGAGACUGGUCACUGCAAAAGCAGAUGUUGAAGAUCUUAUAGCAAGAUUGAAUCAAGAAAUGGCUGCAAGACAAUAUCUUGUGACAAAGGUCAAAGAUUUGGAAGUUGAACUUGAAACAACUCAACUGAACUGCCGAGAAAACAUGCAGCAGGCUGUUUUAGCUGAAAAGGAAAGGUUGACACAAAUGCAGUGGGAUAUAGAGGAACUUAGGAGGAAAUGCCUAGAGACAGAAAUGAAAUUGAAGUUCGAAGAGGAUGAAAGGCUGCUAGCAGAAUCUACAAAAGCAUCUGUCAUUCAGGAGAAUCAAAUGUUGCAGCAAGAACUAGAUGUAGCAAGAGAACAACUUAAGAACUUGCAGAAUCAUCAUGAUGAGUUUGAGAUAAAAUCAAAGACAGAUUUGAAGGUUCUAAUUAAGGAGGUAAAAUCCCUUAGAAGUUCUGAGUUAGAACUGAAGCAGCAGCUUAGUGAAUUGAUCAAGGAGAAGUUAGAUUUGGAGAGAAUUCUCCAGAAGGAAAAGCAAAGAAUGGAAAAUUCACAUAAUGCUAAUACGAAGUUGCUGCAUGAGUGUACAAUCCUUCAGAAGAGGCUUCGCGAAUGCAGUGUAAAUUUCCUUGUUGAAGAAGAAGAUAAGCUUAAUAUCGACACUUCACCAUCUGAUGCUCUGGAUUUAUUAGCAACAUCAGAUAAUCGGAUUGGUCUCUUGCUUGCAGAGGCACAGCUCUUGGCACAAGAUGUAGAGGAUGCUGUUGUUGCUGUGGAAGAGACCCGUGAUGCAACAACCGACAGUUCUGGGAAAACGUAUGAUGAAUUGAGGAAGAUGCUGGCACAUAUGUUUGUGGACAAUGCCAGUUUAAGGAAACAAAUCAAUAAAGUAAUUCGUUGUGCUCUAAAUGCAAAUGUCAAUUCUGAAGAGGAAGGGGAAGAAGUCCAUUUGCAAAAAACUGUCCUAAGCAAGUUUUUAGAAAGAUAG